This is a messenger RNA of Candoia aspera, 942 nucleotides long. Its product is annotated as olfactory receptor 10AG1-like. Gene Ontology annotation, molecular function: G protein-coupled receptor activity; olfactory receptor activity. Lineage: Eukaryota; Metazoa; Chordata; Lepidosauria; Squamata; Candoiidae. The coding region runs from base 1 to 942 and encodes 313 amino acids. Gene Ontology annotation, cellular component: plasma membrane. The record is from RefSeq and is a predicted model, not a curated record. The transcript has a single exon. Gene Ontology annotation, biological process: detection of chemical stimulus involved in sensory perception of smell; G protein-coupled receptor signaling pathway.
AUGAAAAAACACAACCAAUCCUGUUUGACUGAAUUUGUCCUGCUGGGCUUCUCAGAUUUCCAGACUAUGGAAGAACUUCUGUUUUGUCUGGUUCUCAUAUUCUACUUCAUGGCCUUGAUGGGCAACAGCUUGGUUUCGAUCCUCGUCUUUCUCAGUCCCACCCUUCACACCCCAAUGUACUUCUUCCUCUGGAACUUGUCCUUUCUGGAAAUCGGCUACACCUCAUCCAUCAGCCCAAAGAUGCUAGUGAAUCUGUUAUCAGAGAACCAAACUAUAUCCUUUUGGGGUUGUGGAUGUCAAAUGUGUUUCUUCCUUCUCUUUAGUGUCACAGAGUGUUGUCUUCUUUGUGCUAUGGCGUAUGACCGCUAUGUUGCCAUUUGCAAACCCCUGCAAUACCCUUACAUCAUGAACUUCAGGGAAUGUGCUAAGCUAGCUGCCAUUUCAUGGGUCUUUGGGAUUUUCGUGGGUUUAGGAGAAUCUAUUUCAAUCUUCACCCUUCCCUUCUGUGGGUCGAAUAGAAUCAGCCAUUUCUUCUGUGAUCUUAUGCCUGUUCUGAGACUGGCUUCUACCAAUACUUACAAAAAUGAAGUGGCCAAUGCCACACUAACUGUGGUAUUUGGCCUGGUUCCCCUUUUGCUCAUCCUUUUUUCCUACAUCCUCAUCAUAUCUACCAUUCUCAUGAUGCCAAUGGCCAAGAAGAGGCGCAAAGCAUUUUCCACCUGUUCCUCACAUCUCAUUGUUGUUUGCAUUUUCUUUGGAACCAUCAUUGUUACCUACAUUCAUCCCAACUCGGAGUUUUCUGUGGACAGUAACAGGAUCCUUGCCCUGUUUUACACAGUAGUGACCCCAAGCUUGAACCCCAUCAUUUACAGCUUGAGGAAUGAAGAGAUAAAAGCUGCUUUCAAGAAAUCAGUAGCAAGAAAAUGGGUCUUCUUUAGUUAA